Messenger RNA from Racocetra persica, 914 nucleotides. Lineage: Eukaryota; Fungi; Glomeromycota; Glomeromycetes; Diversisporales; Gigasporaceae. The record is from the annotation of a GenBank genome assembly.
AAAGCUGCAAUUAUUAGCAUAACAUCAUUAAAUCUUAAACACAAUCACCCGCUUAAUUCUAUGACUAACUCAUAUGCUACCAAAAAUCGAACACUACCCGAAGCCGUCAUACAAGAAAUUCGUUUUUAUAUGGCCCAAGGAAAUCUUAGUACAAUAAUUCAGUGCAGACUUUUGUCAGCCAAGUUUCCUGAGAUUACGAUAUAUCUACAUGAUGUUGAAAGUGAAAAUUCAGUAAUAAAAAGCAUUCUUCAAGGUCACCCCAGUCUUUGCGAACUUGCUGCUAUACUAGAUCUUCGGCUAUGUGAUGAGGCACGAUAUAUUAACUACAAUGAGUGGUACUAUGCUAAUGCAAACAUGAAAUUACGACAAUUGCUAUAUUAUUACACAGUAAUGGAAAGUGAUGAAUUACCUGCUUCUGAAUCUAGUAAGGAAAAAUAUAAUACACAACAAAUUUAUUUGAAUUCUCUUUGUAGUAUUCUUUCAUAUAAUACUAUUCCUAAACAUUGGUAUAAAAAUGAAAAAAUGCAGGAUUUAUGUUUAGAUGAACAACCCUAUAUAAAGAAUAAUGGCAUAGCACAAUUAAUAGAAGGUUGCUUACCUUGCCCAAACUUUUUCCUAUGCGCCAGAUUACCAAGUUCCAUAGUAAUGAUGUUUUUAGUUCUGAAGUUCGCCAUGCAGUUCAGAAAUGACAUGAUUAUGGAGAAACUUUUAAUCUUGCUCAGAAGACGGUUUGAACAAAGGCUAACAAAUAUUAACAAUAAUAACAAGAAGGAUUUUGAUCCUAAUCAAGAAGACCUUCGAUUAAAUGGCUUAAAAGUAGCUUUGAACAAGUUAAAAGCAAAAAGCCUAUUACGCAAAACAAAUAUGGCAAAUAUGGGUAGUUGGGCAUUAUGCACCAACUUGCAAGAACUAGA